CUGCUGCCUCGCCAGCUAGCUCCGAAACUCAAUGGUUGUUGGGCGGGGUCGUGACGUCCUUGGCGUGGCUGCAGGGGAGGCCGCGGCGGGGAAAAUGGCGGACGGGAAGGCGGGAGAGGAGAAGCCCGAGAAACCGCAGCGAGCUGGAGCCGCCGGAGGACCUGAAGAAGAAGCAGAAAAACCUGUGAAAACUAAGACUGUUUCUUCCAGUAAUGGAGGGGAAAGUUCCAGUCGCAGCGCUGAGAAGCGAUCAGCUGAAGAAGAAGCUGCAGACCUCCCAACAAAGCCUACAAAGAUCUCCAAGUUUGGAUUUGCCAUAGGUAGUCAGACGACAAAGAAAGCCUCAGCCAUAUCCAUCAAACUUGGAUCAAGUAAGCCUAAAGAAACUGUUCCAACGCUUGCUCCAAAAACCCUUUCAGUAGCAGCAGCUUUUAAUGAAGAUGAAGAUAGUGAGCCAGAGGAAAUGCCUCCAGAAGCAAAGAUGAGGAUGAAGAAUAUUGGAAGGGAUACACCAACAUCAGCAGGACCAAACUCCUUCAAUAAAGGAAAGCAUGGUUUUUCUGAUAACCAGAAGCUAUGGGAGCGAAAUAUAAAAUCUCAUCUUGGAAAUGUCCAUGACCAAGACAAUUAAAUGAUGUGUUUUGAAAUUGGGGUGUGGGGUGGGUGAAAAGUUAAAAGGAACAGUUUCCUUUUUUAAAGAACAUGGUGUAAGACUGUCUUUGGAGCCUUUUUUUUUUUUUUCUUUUUUUUUAAGAUUGAGUGGUACACUAAUAAAUGAGAGUUUGAAAUUAGAGGUAAUUUAUGUUUUAUAUACAGAUUUCAAAACAUUUGCUAAUUUUGUAGUUUCAUGUGAUUAGUUUCCAAAGGUUACAGAUAAUAAAAAAUCAGAAAUGGUACCUUUCUAAGAAUUGCAUAUUUUUUUAGACACAACUAUUAGCACAUUAAGAGGAACGCAAAAAGUUAUUGUCUGUUAAACUGCAAGCAGUUACUCUUAACUCCCUUAUUAACCUAAAGUGUCAGGCUCCCAGGAACAGCCUUAUAGAAGAGGGAGUAUUGUAUUGGGAGGAAAAUGUUACUGGACUAUUGACUGAAAGUACGUUAGAUAAAAUUAAAAUACAGCUUUUUUUUUUUCCUAAUGGGCAUUUGUUUUGUUUCAGGUCAUCAUAAACUAGAUACUGCAUUGCUAUCAGUUGGUACAGAUGCUUAGCUCUUUAAAAUUUUUUAAAAAAAUUUUAUGUAAAUUGUUGAGUAUUUGAAAUAGCCCACUUCACUUUAACGGGUCUUGUCUACCUUCAUUAGUCUUCAAAGACCAUUUGCUACCAAAGUAAAUCAGUAUUUUGAAUGUGCUUCUCUUGGUUUUUGUUAUUAGCUAGUUCCUGUAAGCAUUUCCACCAGAUCUUGAGGCAAAUCAUAAGGAAGCUGUUUCUUUUAAAAUACAAACCACCACCAAAAAUUUAAAUGUACAUAAUACUUAAAUAUUUGGCUGUUUUUAUUUUUAAAAGGUAGAAACGCCAAAAAAGCAACAUUGUAUGAAGAUGAAAAUGAGAAAGAUGCACUUUCUGUAACUUUGUUAAAGCUUAAUUUAAGUUACUAACUUGUGAAAGCGAGUUUCAUUUGAACUUAAUACAAGAAUUCUUAUUUUAGUACAGUAAUAUGGUUUAUUUGAAGUGUAUACAUAUUAACCAAUGGCCUCUCAAAAGCACAUUUUAGGUACUGAAGAUAAAAAGAAAGAAAAUGCAUCUUUAAACAUAUUUUAUGGAUUCUUUGACCACAUAUAUGUUGUUAGAUCUGUGUUUUGUAGGGUUUUUUUAAAAUUUUUGUAUAUGAAUUAUUUUUUAAUGUGACAGUUAUAAACACAUCUUUACAAGCGUAGUCACAGAUAAAAGAAACACCGUAUAAUGAUUUCUUUGAAUACUCCUGCAAUGUUUAAUUUGGAGGCAGCUUCAGACUAUUUUAUUGGUGGUAACUACUUGCUGAGCUCUUUUAAUAGGUAAUAACUCCAGAGAAGCAGCCUGUAUAUAUUCCUAACAUUUUGUUCAUUUGCAUUUAAGUUUAGAGUAAGCCCCAAGUAAAACAAUGGAAAUGUAUAUAGAACUAUUAGUCCUUACAUGAUUUAAUUAUAUCAAGAUAGAUGAAUUUAACUUGCUUUAAUGUAGGCGGACUUUCCACUUUUGUCCAUUUUACUGUUUAUGUUAAAAUAACAUCCCUCUCCUACAUAUUCUUUUCUUGACUCAAAUGAAAUACUAACCUAAGGUCAAGAUGGGAGAGAAACGACUGAGAUGAAUGUCUUUACUAAAAUACCAAUAAAUUUGUCAAACUCAAUAGUGUUCUUAUUUUCUAUUCUACAUAAUUGUUGCUGGGGUUUUUGUUUUGUUUUUUUAUUUAUUUAACAAAAAAGACGAGCCAGAUGUUAUGAUUGUUGCUCUUGCCCAGAUUGUUGGCCAAAGUAAUGGGAAAUUUAAAAUUAGUAUUUAUUGGAGUCUACCUAACUUAGCACAUAGUUCUAUAGCAUUACAGUAUCUGGGGUUGGAAAAGACUUAAUCCAAAUCAUCCCUCUCCUUCACUGCCAAAGUGUUUUCUGUCCUGUGCUGUACAAAAUCCUGCCAAGGCAUAUCUUUGGAAAUCCCUAAGUGUUAGAAGGUAUACAUAGUGUCUGCCAUCCAUUGGCUCCAUGUCAUGUGUUUGAAAUGUUUAUACAGCUGCUGCCCAGAAGGUCAGGUCCUAGUAAAUAAAAAAUUGAGCUACAUUUUAGAAUUAAGAUUCAUUCCAGUUUGAAUAAUUACAAAUGAAGGCUGUUUGUUUUCAAAUUUUUUUCCUUCGCUCUAGUAAUCCAGAUUAGCUUGACUUAGCGUGGAGGAAAGUUACGUUCCUGGUCACAUGAAGAUACUUUUUUGAAUUUUAAACUUCAUUUUGAAAAAAAUUUCAGACUUAACAAAACAUUGUGAAAAUAUUACAGGGUAUUUCCAUGUUCUCCAGAUGUUAACAUCUUAAAUAACUACAGGACAAUUGUCAAAAUCAGGGAAUUAACAUUAUUAUAAAGUUUAAUAUUAAUUACCUUGUAUUGUUCUACAGGCUUUUUUCACAUUUCACCAUUUGCUCCACUAAUCUUUCUAGUCAAAGAUCCACUUCAUUAUCCCACAUGGUGUAGUUGUCCUCUUUCUUUAAUCCUUUAGUCUGGGACACUUCAUUGUUUGUUCAUGACCUUAGACUUUUUAAAAAGGACAGGGCAGUUAUUUGUAAAAGAUCCUCAGUUGGGGGUUUGCCUACUAUUUCCUCAUGGUUAAAUUGAGUUUAUGAAUUUUUGGCAAGAAUAACACAGAACUGACGUGUCCUCAGUGUAGCAGCAAGUGCAUGAUGAUAAUUUGUCCUGUUGCUUACACUGUUAAUAAUUGAUCACUUGCUGAAGGUGGUGUCUGCCAGAGUUCUCCACUGUCAAAUUACUAUCUUGUAAUUUGUAUCUUGUAAUUAGUAUCUUGUGGGGAAAUUCUAGGGACUAUGUAAGUACCCUAUUUUUCAUACUGUUGCCCACUAAGAGGGCAGGCAUUCAUGGUUCUUUUUUUUUAAAUAAUGUCAUCUUUUUUUUUUUUUUUUUAAGAUUUUAUUUAUUUGACAGAGAGAGACACAGCGAGAGAGGGAACACAAGCAGGGGGAGGGGGAGAGGGAGAAGCAGGCCCCCCGCCGAGCAGGGAACCAGAUGCGGGGCUCUAUCCCAGGACCCUGGGAUCAUGACCCGAGCCUAAGGAGACGCUUAAUGACUGAGCCACCCAGGCGCCCCUGCAUUCAUGGUUUUUUCUUCCCCCGUGGUUCUUUCCUGAAACAAUUUUUAGUGUAGAAUUUGCCAAGUGAUGGUUUGCUAUUUCCAACAUUUCUUCUGCUUUUAGUAGUUGAAAUUCUGCUCUGAGGAAGUCCCCCCCCAUUCAUUAUUUAUUUUAUUUUAUUGAUAAUGGGCCCAUGUAACCUUACGUUAUUCUUUAGGUUACGACCCAUUACUACCAUUAUUUAUUUUGUAACUCAGAAUGUCCCAAUUUGCCCAUGCAAACUCCUUUCAGUUGACCCUCAUGUCUUUUUGAUGUUGCCAUCCUUUUAAUACUUAAAUUCUGGCAACAAAAGAUACACUGUACCCAUCUUGGAUUUUCUCUUCUCCAGCCCUGGAAUUAGUGAUUCCUCUAAGCAUGGUUCCUUCUAGAGACAGUGGUCUUUAGAAAUUAAAAUAGUACUUGAUCUCAUAGGUACUGAGGUAUCAUUGCUUCUGGCCUGCUUAACAGAGCUAGAAAAUGUGUGUAAUAUAUACACCUAUAUCUAUUUCUAGAUUGAUGUAUGUGUGUGUAUCUCCAAUACCAGGCCAACACCAGAGUUGAUUCUAGUCUUCCUAUAUUUGAAACUUUUAUCCAACAGUAAGAAAUCUAUCUCCAGUAUGUUCACUUUUAUUUGCCCAAUUUAUAGAAUACACAGAAAAUACUUUCAGAAUUAUUAACCACGUAUCUACCAGUGAAAAAACAGCUUACCAGCCUGUGCAGUAUUUGUGUAUAGUUGCUUUUUUUUUUCAGUCUUACAGUGCAUAAUCAAAAUACUGUUUUACAAAGUAAUGUGGGUUCUUUUCUCAGUUCCCCUUUCAGUAUGGUUAUGCUACUCUUUUGUAAUGAAAUUAGUUAACUUGUUUUUGUUUGUAUUUCACAAUGAAUGCUGCCCAUUCUUUGUUAAUUUGUGGGGGGUUUUUUUGUAUGUAAAAUAUUAGCAUAGUUCUAAAAGUUAGAACUAUACAAAAGGUGUCACUCCUUCCUAUCCUUUCUAGCUCUUUCUCUUUCUCCUAGCCUUUCUAUCCCGUUUGCACCUAUCCCCUGUAGGUAAUCUAUUUCUGGUUUCUGUUUUAUACUUCCUGUCUCUUUUGAAUAAAUGAGUGGUUAUUAUUUCCCUUUUUUUCUUACAUGAUAUGUAGCAUGUUAUAGUUAACUUUUAUAUUUUGGUGGUUUUUUCCUACUUUACAGUAUACCCUGGAAACUAUACCAGUUCAUGGAGAUAAUACUCCAAAAACAUUUUUAACAGCUAUGUAGUGUGAAUAUACUAUAGUUUAUGCAGUUACUCUUCUAUGUAUGGGCAUUUAGGUCAUUUCCAAUAUUUUGCCAUUACAGUGCUAUAAUUGAGUAACCUUGUGCAUGUGUAUUUUCAUAUUGUUGGGAUGUAUCUUCCUUCAGGUAAAUUCCCAAACAUAGGAUUGCUGAGUCAAAAUAUAAGUGUAUAUGUACUUUUGUUAGAUUUUGCCAAAUUCUCAUCCAAAAGGGUUGUACCAAGUUUGUUUUCCCACCAGGAAUGUAUAAGAGUUCAUGCCUCUUUUCACAGCCUUGCCAACAGGAUGUUUAGGUCAUGCUUUUUAAUUUUUGCCAAAUCAGAUAGGUAAAAAAUGGUAUUUCACAUUAGUUUUGAUUUGCAUCUCUAGCUACGAAUGAAGUAAGGUAUCCUCUGUAUUUAAGGGCCAUCUGAGUAUCUUUAUGAAUAGUCUGUUCAUGUCAUUCCCAUUUUACUAUGGGUUUUUGGUCCUUUCUCAAAUUUUAAGAAUUCCUUAUAUACUAACUCUUUAUCUUUGAUGUGUUAUAGUUUUCCCAAUUAAUUGUCCUUUGGCUUUGAUUUUGGUGCUUUUUGUUUUGUUUUGUUUUGUUUGCAAUGCAGAAAGCUUUCAUUUUUUCUGUAGUAAACUCUGUUAAUUUUUUAUUGCCUCUCAAUUUAAUGUUAAUAUUUAGAAAGCCUUUCUCUAUACUGAUACUAGAGAUGAAUUUACCCGUGUUUUUCUUGUGCUUUUGUAUUGUUUCAUUUUUUAAUUUAAGGAGAUUCCUACUAAUUUGGAGCAUAUUCUUGUGCAUUUGUGAGAUCAGGAUCUAAUUUUAGUUAACUGAUAUCUAUGAUAAUAAGCCAUCAUAAUCAAGAGCACUCUGCUUUUGUGUCUUUCAGGGGUGUUUUAAAUUUUUUCUCCUAUAGGUUUUGCAUAUUUCUUGUGAGCUUAGUCCUAAGUAUUUAAUCUUUAUUGUUAUUGAAAUGAGGUUUCCUCUACCAUUGUGUGCUGAUCCUUUUAGGAUAUGAAGGCAAUUUCUGUAUGUUAAUGCUGUGUCUUGCUAUCUUACUGAAUUCUCAUAUUGAGUUUUAUCAUUUCUCUAGGAUUUUUCAGGUAUAUCAUCAUAUCACCUGCAAAUAGAGUUGGUUUUAAUUCUUUACCAGUUUCUGUGCCUCUAACUCAUUUUUCUUGUCUAACUGUAUUGCUUAAUACCACUAGUACAGUAUUGAAUAAGAGAAAUAACGGGCACCCUUCCCUUAUUCUUGUUCUCAGUAGAAAUGUUUCCAGUGUUUAGCCAUUAAAUAAGAUGCUGGCUUUAGGACUAAACAUAUUUUAUCAUGUUAAAAAUAUCCGUCAAUUCCUAUUUUUUUAAGUGCUUUUUAUCAGAGAUGGGUGUUGAAUUUUGUCAAAGGCUUUUUGAAGAUUAUAUCAAGGGAAAACUAAUACGGACAGUCCCCACCUUACCAAUGGUUUGACUUACGAUUUUUCAACUUCAUGAUGCUGCACAGUGAUUACACGUCUGGCAAAAAGAUACACGUUCAGUAGAAACCAUACUUAGAAUUUUGAAUUUUUAUCUUUUCCUGGGCUGGCAGUAUGCAGCUAGCUACCAGUCAGCCAUUCAAUCACAAGGGUAAACAACCGAUACACUUAAAACUAUUCAGUACACGGGGCGCGUGGGUGGCUCAGUCGUUGAGCGCCUGCCUUCGGCUCAGGUCAUGAUCCCAGGGUCCUGGGAUCGAGCCCCACAUCGGGCUCCCUGCUCCGCGGGAAGCCUGCUUCUCCCUCCCCCACUCCCCCUGCUUGUGUUCCCUCUCUCGCUGUGUCUCUCUCUGUCAAAUAAAUAAACUCUUAAAAAAAAAAAACAAAACUAUUCAGUACACAUACAGCCAUUCUGUUUUUUGCAUUGAGUGCAGUAUUCAAUAAAUUACAUGAGAUAUUAGACACUUUUUUAUACAGUAGACUUUGUGUUAGAUGGUUUUCCCAACUGUAGGCUAAUAAUGUAGGUGUUGGAGCACCUUUAAGUUAGGCCAAGCUAAGCUAUGGUGUUUAGUAGGUUAGGUGUAUUAAAUGCGUUUUUGACUUAACAUUAUUUCCAACUCCAGUGGGUUUAUGGGGCUGUAACACCAUCUUAAGUCAAGGAGGAUCUGCAUAAAGAUUCUAAGUGUGAGAACUCUCAGGUGUAGCAGAAGUAGCAACUGCUGGGACAGUCUACCACCUUAGGGCUCAGGGAGUAAGUGAACAAGGGAAAGAUUUAACAUCUUAGAGGAGAGACCAAGAGGCCAAAUUUCAGAUCUUUGAGGAGAGAGUGUGUUCCCUGCAGGGAAGAACAGCAUACUGAGGGGGGCCCACCAUCAACAGUGAAGACAAAUUUUGGGAAUCCCAUAUUCCACUGCAUGACAAAUCCCUGGUUAUAUGUACCCUUCCACUCCUAUGGGAAUCAUUGUUGGCUAGCAAUGAUUAUUGCUUUUUGUUUUUAUUUUUUGCUUCUUUUCAUUGUCCUAUACUUUGCAAAUUUCCUACAUCGAUCCUACAUUACUUGGAUCAUUGGAGAAAUGAGUGAGAAUAGAGGUAUCCCUAAAUAAGGUGAAUAAGGUUAGCUGUCAUUCUAGCAUGUCUGAAUUAGAUAUGAGAACUUUUUUUUUUAAGAUUGAUUGAGUGAUUGAUUUACUUAUUUGUCAGGGAAAGCAGCAGGCAGCUGGAGAAGCAGGCUCCCCACUGAGCAGGGAGCCCGAUGUGGGGCUCGAUCCCAGGACCCUGGGAUCAUGACCUGAGCCGAAGGCAGAUGCUUAACUGGCUGAGCCACCCAGGCACCCCUGUGUGAGAACUUUCUUAAACCAAAGGCUUUGACCCACAUCACAGUAGAUAUCCACUUAACUAAUGCACAUGGACACAGAACUAAUUGACAGCUGUGUACAUUUUUUUAUGUAGUCCAAAAGUGCUGUUAUCAUAAAUCUUUUUUCUUUCCUGAGAGUAAAUCCUCCCUGGGAGCACUUUAUCUGCAGUGUCCAUUGAAUUCACAUUGCUUAAUAUUUAGAAAAAAUACAAACUGUUGUGUACUAUGUAAAAUAUCAAGGAUAACCACUAUAACUUUACUGCAGGGACAGGUACCUGAACUCUUGAGUCUCUCACUGAUUAGUAUGUCAUCCAAAUGCACCACAAAAUGCAUUUCACUCGGAGUCUAGCAUUGUCCUGAUUUCAUGCUGGUCAUACACCUUGAGUUGCUUGUUUUAUUUCUGCUGCUUGCUUUCGGAACUCCAUAACUAAAUCGUAGGUGCUGUAAGAUUUGGAUAGAUCAAUAGAACUGUGAAUUUACCCACAUAACCAUGCCUCAAAAUAAAACAAAGUUCCUAUAUAAUUUAUAUACCUUGACUAUAAGAAAAAAGAUCAAAACAAGCAGAACACUUGAAAUCCAGUAAUGCAAGCAAAGUAACAUUAAAAGAAUGUAAGUACUAAUUAGAUGUUGAAACAUUGGCAGAUGACUCUAGCAAAUCUAACUGAAGAUGCAAUUUUUUUUUUUUUUUUUUUUUUUGAGAGGCAGAGGUGAGGGAAAAGGCAGAGGGAGAGAGAAUCUUAAGCAGGUUCCACACCCAAUGUGGAGCCCAAUACAGGGCUCAGUAUCACAACCCUGAGAUCAUGACCUGAGCCAAAAUGAAGAGGCAGAUGCUUAACUGACUGAGCCACCCAGGCACCCCUGAAGAUGCAAAUUUUUUUUAUUUAAAGAUUUUGUUUUUAAUCAGUACACCCAGCAUGGGGCUCCAACUUACAACCCCCAAAUCAAGAGUUGUAUGCUCUACUGAUGGAGCCAGCCAGGAGUUCCAGUGAAGAUGCAAAUUGAGAAUGAUAAGGUGUAUCUGUGGGGACAGAAUAGAUGGGAACUCUACUCUUCUGCUCAAUUUUGCUAUGAACCUAAAACUGCUCUUUAAAAAAAGUUUAUUAAAAAAAAAAUCAAGGGGCGCCUGGGUGGCUCAGUUGGUUAAGCGACUGCCUUCGGCUCAGGUCAUGAUCCCAGGGUCCUGGGAUCGAGUCCCACAUGGGCUCCCGGCUCAGCGGGGAACCUGCUUCUCCUUCUGACCCUCUCCUCUCUCAUGCUGUUUCUCUCUCGCUUGCUCUCUAAUAAAUAAAUAAAUAAAAUCUUUAAAAAAAAAAAAAUCAAGGUGUGAGUAGUGGUUUAACUUAGUCACAAGGUGCCUCUUCACCAUAAAUAUAAUACUCAGUUGGAUAUAAAACCCUCAAAAUAUUCUAACAACACUGUUGCCAUGCUGUGUGUGGAUAUCAACUUUGUGUAUGAACAUUCAUACAUAUUUACCAUACAAGCAGAUUUCUCAAAACAGGAUUUCAGUGUAGUUAUACUCUCAGAGGAUCACUUUGAGAAAAAAAAAUGUCACUUUCCCAGCUUUUAAACAUGUUUCUUCUCUGGGUGCCUGGGUGGCUCAGUCAGUUAAGCGUCUGCCUUCGGCUCAAGUCAUGAUCUUGGGGUCCUGGGAUCGAGCCCCACAUCAGGCUCCCUACUCAGUGGGGCAUCUGCUUCCUCUCCCUCUUCCACUCCCCCGUUUGUGCGCUCUCUCUCUGUCAAAUAAAUAAAAUCUUUUUGAAAAAGCACUAUUUAAAAAAAAAAAAAAACAGGGGCAGCUGGGUGGCUCAGUUGGUUAAGCGACUGCCUUCAGCUCAGGUCAUGAUCCUGGAGUCCUGGGAUCGAGUCCCGCAUGGGGCUCCCUGCUCAGUGGGGUGUCUGCUGCUCCCUCUGACACUCCCCGGUCUCAUGCUCCCUCUCUGUCUCAUUCUUUCUCUCUCAAAUAAAUAGGAUCUUUAAAAAACAAACAAACAAGGGGCCCCUGGGUGGCUCAGUCGUUAAGAAUCUGCCUUCGGGGGCGCCUGGGUGGCUCAGUUGGUUGAGCGACUGCCUUCGGCUCAGGUCAUGAUCCUGGAGUCCCUGGAUCGAGUCCCGCAUCGGGCUCCCUGCCUGGCGAGGAGCCUGCUUCUCCCUCUAACCCUCCCCCCCUCAUGUAUUCUCUCGCUCUCUCAAAUAAAUAAAUAAAUCUUUAAAAAAAAAAAAAAAAGAAUCUGCCUUCGGCUCAGGUCAUGAUCCCAGGGUCCUGGGAUCGAGCCCCGCAUCGGGCUCCCUGCUCGGCGGGAAGCCUGCUUCUCCAUCUCCCACUUCCCCGCUUGUGUUCCUUCUCUUGCUGUGUCUCUCUCUGUCAAAUAAAUAAAUAAAAUCUUAAAAACAAAACAAAACAAGGGGCGCCUGGGUGGCUCAGUCGUUAGACGUCUGCCUUCGGCUCAGGUCAUGAUUCAAGGGUCCUGGGAUCGAGCCCCACAUCGGGCUCCCUGCUCGGCGGGAAGCCUGCUUCUCCCUCUCCCACUCCCCCUGCUUGUGUUCCCUCUCUCGCUGUGUCUCUCUCUGUCAAAUAAAUAAAAUAUUUAAAAACAAAACAAAACACACCAUAUUCUCAUUCUAUCCCAUAUAAGUACUAUGGCAGGCAUUGGCUAUGUGAUGCUCUAAGGAAGAAAAUAGGGAAUCAUCACUUUUACCAGAGACCUGGCUUUCUAUGAUAGGAGUAACUUAAGACAAAGCAGCUGCUAUUUGGUGCCAACUUUUAUUUUUAUUUUUUUCUUCCAAUUUUUUAUAAAUUCCAGUUUAACAUAUGGCCUUUCCAACUUAUAAUAAAGCAUGCUGGUGCAGUGCCACCAUGUUGAAAUGGAGAAUUAUAACAGCAGUCUCUUGUCCCAUACAGAGUUACUUGCAUUCCUGUUGUGGUUUCUUUGUUAUAGACGGGGAGCCAUUAGAAAACGGGGGAGCUUCAAGAUGAAGGGCAGUUUUAAAUAAUUGAAGUAAUGGGUAUAACACAAAAAGGGUAAUAGGGCAAACAUGGGAGCUAGGAAAGCAAGGUAUUGGUAGCAUGCUACAUGAAUGAGUUUAUAAAAGCUCAGAAUGAUAUGUUAACAUUAAUUAGCAGUAAUGAGAUGGAACUAACGUCAGAGACAUUGCUAAGGAAUGUAGUGGUUGAAUCAAUGAUGGGAGAUGGAAGCAUCCCAGGAGACUAAGGGUUUGGACCUACUAGCUGGGAGAAUGGUAGAUGCUGCAGAGGGGGGAAAAUUGACAGAUAUAUACAGGGUAACUUUUAAGUUUUUAAGAAAAAUCGCCAGCCAGAAUUUAGGUAAGUAGCAGAUAAUGACAGAAAAUCCAUAGAUGGUUUUCUUUUUCCUUUUUUUAAAAUUUAAAUUUAAUUAGUUAACAUAUAAUGUGUUACUAGUUUCAGAGGUAGAGGUCAGUGAUUCAUCAGUCUUACACCCUGUGCUCAUUACGUCACGUGCCCUCCUUAAUGUCCAUCACCCAGUUGCUCUAUCCUCCCACCCCCAUCCCCUCCAGCAACCUUCAUUUUGUUUCCUAUGAUUAAGAGCCUCUUACGGUGGGGUGCCUGGGUGGCUCAGUCAGUUAAGCGUCUACCUUUGGCUCAGGUCAUGAUUCAAGGGUCCUGGGAUCGAGCCCCAUGUUGGGCUCCCUGCUCAGCGGGAAGCUCGCUUCUCCCUCUCCCUUUGCCUGCUGCUCUGCCUACUUGUGCUCUCUCUCUGUCAAAUAAAAUAUGAAAAAAAAAAAGUCUCUUAUGGUUUGUUUCCCUCUCUGAUUUCAUCUUGUUUUAUUUUUUCCUCUCUUCCUCUGUGAUCCUCUGUUUUGUUUUUUUUUUCUAUUUUGUUUUUAAAAUUCCACAUGAGUGAGAUCAUAUGAUAAUUGUUUUUCUCUGAUUGACCUAUUUUGCUUAGCAUAAUACCCUCUAGUUCCAUCCACAUCAUUGCAAAUGGCAAGAUUUCAUUUUUUGAUGGCUGAGUAAUAUUCCAUUGUAUAUGUAUACAUCUUCUUUACCAUUCAUCUGUCCAUGGACAUCUGGGCUUUUUCCAUAGUCUGGCUAUUGUGGACAUUGCUGCUAUAAACAUUGGGGUGCAUGUGCCCCUUCGGAUCAUUACAUUUGUAUCUUUGGGGUCAAUACCCAGUAGUGCAAUUGCUGGGUCAUAGGGUAGCUCUGUUUUCAACUUUUUGAGGAACCUCCAUACCAUUUUCCAGAGUGGCUGCACCAGCUUGCAUUCCCACCAACAGUGUAGGAGGGUUCCCCUUUCUCUGCAUCCUCACCAACAUCUCUUGUUUCCUGACUUGUUAAUUUUAGCCAUUCUGACAGGUGUAAGGUGGUAUCUCAUUGUGGUUUUGAUUUGUAUUUCCCUGAUGCUGAGUGAUGUAGAGCAUUUUUUCAUGUGUCUAUUGGCCAUUUGGAUAUCUUCUUUGGAGAAAUGUCUGUUCACAUCUUCUUCCCAUUUCUUGAUUGGAUUAUUUGUUUUUUGGGUGUUGAGUUUGAUAAGCCAUAGAGGGUUUUCAAAGGGUACUAGACUAUUUGAGGGAAUGUGGUCAACAUUAAGCCUGAUUGUAUAGUGGUAAGUACCAUUGGUAUGGGAGUUAUUAGACUAUUUCUCUUUUGUCUGUUUCUACAUCUUUUGAAUGGGAUUAUAUGUGUCUGAAUGUACAAGUUCUACAGCUCAUGAAGUGGAUGCCCAUGAAGUAGAAGACACUGCCAAGAACUUUAACAUCAUGUCCAGGCAAACUACUGAAUAAUAGUUAAAACAAUAUACAAAUAACAAGCUAAUGGGAGGAGGGGACUGGGAUCUUUUUUUUUUUAGGCUUAUGUAUGUAUGUAUGUAUGUAGAGAGAGCAGGGGGAGGGGCAAAGAAAAGGGAGAGAAAAUAUCAAGCAGACUCUGUGCUGAGUGUGGAGCCAGACGCAGGGCUGGAUCUCACAACCCUGAGAUCAUGACCUGAGCCGAAACUGAGCAUCGGAUGCUUAACUGAACCACCUAGGUACCCUGGAAUCUUUCAAAGAGGCAGAAAAGUAAAAGGACUGUGGAACAGGUAGGGCAAAAAAGAGCAAAAUGGCAUAUUUGUAUGCAAAUGUGUUGGUAAUUAUGCCUUUUUUUUUUUUUUAAAGAUUUAUUUAUUUAUUUGAGAGAGCGAGAAUGAGAGAGAGUACAUGAGAGGGGGGAGGGUUAGAGGGAGAAACAGGCUCCUCGCCAUCAGGGAGCCCGAUGCAGGACUCGAUCCAGGGACUCCAGGACCAUGACCUGAGCCGAAGGCAGUCGCUUAACCAACUGAGCCACCCAGGCGCCCAAUUAUGCCGUACUUUUUAAUUGGACUAAAUAUUCCUAUGGAAAGAUAAAGACCGGCAGCUGGAUUAAAAAAAAAAAAGGACAGCUAUAUACUAUGUAUAAGAGACAUACCUUAAAUAUAAGAACAUGGACAGGUUGAAA
This is a messenger RNA of Mirounga angustirostris (Northern elephant seal), 13329 nucleotides long. It is a transcript of the gene PCNP, whose product is annotated as PEST proteolytic signal containing nuclear protein. Gene Ontology annotation, cellular component: nucleus. The transcript has 5 exons. Gene Ontology annotation, biological process: proteasome-mediated ubiquitin-dependent protein catabolic process; protein ubiquitination. The record is from RefSeq and is a predicted model, not a curated record. Lineage: Eukaryota; Metazoa; Chordata; Mammalia; Carnivora; Phocidae. Bases 32 to 631 code for a protein of 199 amino acids.